UAAUCUGUUAACUUGCGAUCUCUGAUUGCUUCUUCUUCUUCUUCUUCGCUUCACAAUCUCUUGAGACUUUCGCAUCGGAGCAAUAUAUAUUCAUUCACGGAAUCAGUGAAUUUUAGGGUUUUGUUAUCAAAUCUUGAUCGGCGAUGGAACGAACAAGCAACGGAGGAAUGUUGUAUCACGAGGUUCAAGAGUCAAAUCUGUGCGCCGUACACUGCGUCAACACGGUGUUGCAAGGACCUUUCUUCUCUGAAUUCGAUUUAGCUGCCGUCGCCGCCGAUCUUGACGGGAAGGAGCGUCAGGUUAUGCUUGAAGGAGCUGCCGUUGGAGGGUUUGCGCCCGGCGAUUUCUUAGCUGAAGAGUCGCACAAUGUUUCUCUUGGCGGCGAUUUCAGUAUCCAGGUCUUGCAAAAAGCUUUGGAAGUGUGGGAUCUACAAGUGAUUCCACUCAAUUGUCCAGACGCAGAGCCUGCGCAGAUAGACCCUGAGCUUGAAAGCGCCUUCAUCUGCCACUUGCAUGACCAUUGGUUUUGCAUAAGGAAAGUGAAUGGUGAAUGGUAUAACUUUGACAGUCUCCUUGCUGCCCCGCAACAUUUAUCGAAGUUCUACCUUUCUGCGUUCCUAGACUCUCUCAAAGGUUCAGGAUGGAGUAUCUUCAUAGUGAAAGGAAACUUCCCACAGGAGUGUCCCAUGUCGUCUUCAUCUGAAGCUUCCAAUAGUUUCGGACAGUGGCUUUCUCCUGAAGACGCAGAGAGAAUAAUAAAGAGCACGAGCUCCUCAGUACGAGGUUCUUCUGCUAGAAACAACAGAAGUAAUGACAAUGUUGAUCAACAAAGACCAAAUCAAGCAUUGUCACGUGAGGAAGUGCAGGCUUUUUCGGAGAUGGAAGAUGAUGACUUGAAGGCAGCAAUUGCGGCGAGUUUGCUUGAUGCUUCUGCGGCUGGGGCCAAUCUCGGCGAUAUGGGGACUUCUCAAAAGGAAACUGAGAAAGAAAAGUAGCAGAGAAAAUAGAGAACACGUGUUAUUGAUGGAGGUGGGAAAUAUUCACUUUUGUUUCUUUGUUUUGGUUUGUUAUCAACAAUUUUACAUACAGAACAGAGAAAAGAAAGAAAAGGCUUACAUCGAAAGAUAGAGAAAACAGAGAAUAAUAAACGGUUUGUGAAUUGUUUUUGUUUGAUUUCUUUUGCCAUCUUAAAUUGAGAAUAAAGAUUCGACCUUCUCGAAUUUAUAGGAAAUUACAUCUGAAAAGGAAAAUGCAGUCUGAUAAAGAUACAUAAAUUUAAACACU
Arabidopsis lyrata subsp. lyrata is the source of this 1284-nucleotide messenger RNA. RefSeq names its product ataxin-3 homolog. The record is from RefSeq and is a predicted model, not a curated record. Lineage: Eukaryota; Viridiplantae; Streptophyta; Magnoliopsida; Brassicales; Brassicaceae. Gene Ontology annotation, molecular function: cysteine-type deubiquitinase activity. Gene Ontology annotation, cellular component: nucleus. Bases 144 to 995 code for a protein of 283 amino acids. The transcript is spliced from 2 exons. Gene Ontology annotation, biological process: protein deubiquitination.